Messenger RNA from Camelina sativa (false flax), 1718 nucleotides. The record is from RefSeq and is a predicted model, not a curated record. Lineage: Eukaryota; Viridiplantae; Streptophyta; Magnoliopsida; Brassicales; Brassicaceae.
UUUUUGGAUAGUAUAUAUACAAGAUUCAAUUUACUGUUUAAAGUCGUGUGAAAAAGAAGGAAAUUACUGUUCAGAACCAGGUAGUACAAAUAUAAGAUUAAAGCCGGAUUACUAAAUGUUUUCAAAAUAAGGGGACUGAAAAUACAAAGAAAGACUAAAUAAAGGGAAAAUAAUAACCCUAGGUUGUGGUAGGGUAAUAUAGUAAAUUAGUAAAAUAAGCCCACUUUUGGCGGGAGAAUUCCCCCAGAAAUUUCUCCAAUUUCACAACACUCCUCCUCCACUCCCAAAAAAACCCAUUCAUCUUCUUCUUUCACUUUCUCUCUCUCUCUCUGACAAAAAUGGUAAAGCUCCGCCCAAGAACAGCGGUUGUGACCGAAGCACCUGAACCGAAGUUGGAAGAAGAACGAAUCUGCGAAGACUUGAUGAUUCUCUCCGACGAUUCGGACGACAACGAUUCAUCCUCCUCCGAUUCAGCGGUCAAACACUUGCGCGGACGUUGGGAGCUUGCUUCCGUUCUCAAUUUCUUAAAUGUCUUUGAACCACUUGUUUCGGAGAAAUUGAAGUUAACAGCUGAGGAGAUUGAGAUGGGUCUUAUCGAGUCCAACAACACAAACGCGCAGCUUCACAUUGCUCUUUUAAAGGGGAUACCACCGGUAAAUAAAAACAUUGACGAUGAAAAUGCAUGGAUCACGGUGUUGUGUAAGAAACUUUCUCCAUGGUGGCCAUGGAUUGCUACUGGUGAAAUUCCUUUAACUGCUAACAAAGGGAAGGAGAUAUCUGAAUACCAAGGACUUAACCCUAUUAAUCGCCUCAAGUUUCUCAAGGCACUUUGUGAGCUUCGAGUCCAACAAGAUGAUGUUCGUUCUUAUAUUCAAGAAAAUACAAAGGAAGAAGACUUGGAUUCCCAUUUCCGCAAAAGGAAGUUAGGAGGAGAUGGAAAGAAGACUUCUUACUGGUUUGAUGGUAAUGACAUGCAAGGGUACAGAUUAUAUAGGGAAGUCAAUGAAAUCUCAAAGAAGAAUGCUUUCUCAGAUAAAUCUUGUUUGAGCUGGGAAAUUGAAGCAACCAAUCUUGAUGAAUUUCAGAGAGUCGCUAGAGAGUUAUCAUCAAGCAAAACUUCUCCUUUGGCUGCAACUGGCGAGAUGAUUGAGACAGAAGCUAUACCUGUGGUUGAGAAAUAUCAUAAAAAGAAAGAAAGGGCCCUGAAAAAGAAAAUGAAGCUAGAGAAGGUCGUUAAUGUCAAUUUCUCCCGUCCUAUGCGAAUUACCCGUUCUUGUCGUAACCGCAUGCCUGCUACUUACACCUUUGAUGACUAUGACAAGAUGAUCAGUGAUGCUGUGGAGGAAAGAGAGGAAACGGAUAAAGAUGAGGUAGAAGGAAGGGAGCAACAAAGUGCCUCAUUGGGGUCAAACGAAAGUUCUGAAGGUAACAAGAAAAAGUUAACAGAGGAUGAAGAACCUGAAAUCAACAAAGAGGAUGAAGCACCUGAAAUCACUAAUGACGAUGAAAAAGAGAAUGAAAAAAGCAAGGAGGACGCUGAGUCAAAGGGAGAGUACGGUGUCAAAAACAGGUUGAGACAAAGAGUUACCAGGAACUCAGCCCUCUGCUAGUUUAAAAACCUCAAUGUUGUUAAAGAAAUGGUAAAAGCUUUUGAACUACUCGACAUCGUUUCGUCUGUUGGUGGAGAGACUAAGCUUUUGAUUAGAUAUGGUUUCGUA